AUGCAGGCCUCCACCGCGGCGCCUGGGCGCCUGGGGCCAGCCCUGAAGGCGGGAGGGGCGCGAGGCAGGGGCCCCGCCGCCCCAGACCCCACCAAGCAGGCACACCGGCAUACCCAGCUGGGCGGCCUGCUGCUGCGGGCGGAGCUGGCUCCAGAUCCUCUGGAGCGCAUGCUGGCGGUGUGCAGGGCGCUGCUGUGCAUGACAACCGACCUGCUACGCCCGGGCAAAGGUUUUGGGGACACCCCCACCGUUAUGCUGGGCCAGCACUACCUGUCCCGCCGCCAGCUGGCCGGCAAGCACCGCGGCGACGCCAUGCAGGUGUUCCUGCAAGAGCUGUGCUCCCACGAGCCCCUGGGACCCACCCCUCACAGCAAGUACACGGCCCCGCCCGCCAGCCUGGCAGCCGCCGCGCCGCCGCCAGUCCCCGCGGCCCAGCUGCGGCUGGGCCUGCGCCCCGCGGCCGCCGCCAGGCAGCAGCAGGGCGGGCUGCUGGCGCAGCUGGGUGGCGGCGGCAAGGCGGCGGCUGCAGGGGGCGAGGGCGCCCCUCCCGCCUGGGUGGAGUGCAGCCUGGAGGGCAGCGUGAUCAUUGUGCUCCCCCGCCACGCCGAAACCUACACCUGCACCCUGCCCUCCCUGGUGCUCGCCGGCCCUCUGGCACAGGAGUGCCCCCUGGACUUCUCGGGGGAUGCCGCCAUCUCCUGCGAGGCCACCAGCCUCUCCCUCGCCCUCCACUUCCGCCCCUUCCGCGGCGGCAGCGUCAAGGGGUCUGUGGAGGCACUGCAGGGGGAGGGGCGCCAACAGCUGGCCUCCAUCAGCGGCAGCUGGCAGGGCGCCGUAACAGCAGAGUCGCCAGAGGGGUCAGGUGUGCUGUUUGACGCCUCCCAGCUCUCCCCUGCCGUCGUCCCCACCAUCAACCUGGCCGAACCCGGGCCCCGGGCCUGCUCCCGCCUCUGGGCCGCCGUGCUGGAGUGCCUCAUCUUUGUGGAUGCGGCGGCGGCGGCCAAGGAGGGCAAGAAGGCGGCUGAGCUGGCGGCGGCGCUGCCGCCCCGCCUGCGGCGGUCGCUGCUGUUUGAGGUGGAAAGCUCGGGCCUGAAGCCCAAGGGGCAGGCUGGCGCCGAGGAGGAGGAGGGCGGCGCGGCAGGCGGCGGACACCAGGCCGCGGGCCUGCUGCCGCCCUGCAUCCUGGCGGAGCGCAGCAAGCACGGCGGGCUGGCCUACCAGCUGCACUACCGUGUGCAGGCGGUGUGA
Molecule: messenger RNA, 1248 nt
Organism: Chlorella variabilis
Lineage: Eukaryota; Viridiplantae; Chlorophyta; Trebouxiophyceae; Chlorellales; Chlorellaceae
Exons: 10
Coding region: 1-1248 (415 amino acids)
Source: RefSeq, a predicted model, not a curated record